Messenger RNA from Nymphalis io (European peacock), 8573 nucleotides. It is a transcript of the gene Ranbp16, whose product is annotated as exportin-7. The transcript has 23 exons. Gene Ontology annotation, biological process: protein export from nucleus. NCBI's taxonomy places the organism in Eukaryota, Metazoa, Arthropoda, Insecta, Lepidoptera, Nymphalidae. Gene Ontology annotation, molecular function: small GTPase binding; nuclear export signal receptor activity. Gene Ontology annotation, cellular component: nuclear pore; cytoplasm. The record is from RefSeq and is a predicted model, not a curated record. The coding region runs from base 9 to 3269 and encodes 1086 amino acids.
UCAAAUGCAUGAAAAUAACAAAGAUGGCUGAAGAACAGGAGGUGAUCCAAAUAGAGCUUCUAUGUAAGCAGCUCUAUGAAUCUCAAGACCAGGCUCUCAGGGAUCGAGCUGAGAUUGCUGUUGUUGUCUUUCAGGAAUCCCCAGACACAUUAAGCAAAUGUCAGGCGCUCCUCGAAAGAGCGGAUUCGAGCUAUUCCCAACUGCUAGCGGCUACAACACUAUCAAAGCUCGUGAGCAGAUCAACGACCAGUCUCUCCGUCCAGCAACGGUUGUAUAUACGCAAUUAUGUUCUCAAUUACCUCGCAACAAGGCCGAAACUUGCAAAUUUUGUUAUACAGGCGCUGGUCUCUCUGUUUGCGAGGAUCACGAAACUGGGAUGGUUCGAUAUGGUCAAAGAGGAGCUGGUCUUCCACAGCGUCAUGAACGAUGUGUCCAGUUUUUUGCAGGGUCCAGCUGACAUGUGCACAAUCGGAGUACAGUUGCUGUCACAGCUGGUGGUCGAAAUGAACCAGGUGUCGGAGGCGGACGCCAGCAGAUCGCUCGCCAAACACAGGAAGAUCGCCUCGUCUUUCAGGGACACGCAGCUGUUCGAGACGUUCCGGCUGGCGUGCUCGCUGCUGGGCGAGGCGCUGGGCGGGCAGCCGGCGCUGCUGGCGGCGCUGCUGCGCCUGGCGCACAACUGCCUCACCUUCGACUUCAUCGGCACCACGAGCGACGAGUCGUCGGACGACCUGUGCACCGUGCAGAUCCCCACGUCGUGGCGGCCCACGUUCCUGGAGGCGGGCACGCUGGAGCUGUUCUUCUCGCUGUACCACGGCGGCGGGGCGGGCGCGCCGGCGCUGGCGCUGGCCUGCCUCGUGCAGCUCGCCUCCGUGCGCCGCUCGCUCUUCUGCAACAGCGAGCGCGCCAAGUUCCUCAACCGCCUGGCCGCCGGCGUCAUGCGCAUCCUGGAGGACACGCAGGGCCUCACCGACGCGACUAACUACCACGAGUUCUGUCGUCUGCUCGCGCGGCUCAAGUCCAAUUACCAGCUCGGCGAGCUGGUGAUGGUCGAGAACUACCCGCGUCUCAUAGAAUUGGUUGCGAAAUUCACCGUACAAAGUUUACAGAUGUGGCAGUUCGCGCCGAACUCGGUGCACUACCUGCUGUCGCUGUGGCAGCGCAUGGUGGCGUCCGUGCCGUACGUGAAGGCGUCGGAGCCGCACCUGCUGGACGCGUACGCGCCCGGCGUCACGGCCGCCUACGUCGCCUCGCGACUCGACUCCGUGCCCAUCCUCGUCAGAGAAGGUCUCGAGGAUCCGCUGGAUGAGAUCGGCACGGUGCAGCAGCAGCUGGAGCAGGUGUCGGUGAUCGGUCGCUGCGAGUACGCUAAGACUUGCCAGCUGCUCGUGGCGCACUUUGACCGCGCCGCCGCCGCCUACAGCGUGGAGACCAACCCGCAGCAGCUGCUGGUGCUGCAGGGCCAGCUGACGUGGCUGGUGUACAUCAUCGGAGCCGCCAUCGGGGGCCGCGCCUCCGUCAACACGAGCGACGAGAACGACGCGAUGGACGGCGAGCUCGUGUGCCGCGUGCUGCGCCUCAUGGACCUCACGGACUCCAGGCUCGCCGCGGGUGGUUGCGAGAAACUCGAGCUCGCAAUGAUGUCGUUCUUCGAAGCGUUCCGUAAGAUAUACGUCGGCGAGCAGGUCCAGAAGAACAGUAAGGUGUACGGGCGUCUGAGCGAAGUGCUGGGGCUGAACGACGAGAGUCAGCUGUUGAGUGUUAUCAUGAGAAAGAUUAUAACAAACCUUAAGUAUUGGGGUGGUUCAGAGGCGAUCAUAUCGAAGACUCUCUCGCUGCUGGGCGACCUCAGCGGCGGGUACUCUUGCGUGAGGAAACUAGUCAAGCUGGAAGAGGUCCAGUUUAUGUUGACGCAUCACACGGCGGAGCACUUCCCGUUCCUGGGCGUGGGCGCGGGGUCGGCGGAGAUGCGCUGCCGCUCGCGGCUGUACAGCGCGCUGGGCCGCCUGCUCAUGGUGGAGCUGGGCGAGGACGAGGACCGCUUCCACGCCUUCAUGAUGCCGCUCACCGCUGCGUUCGAGAGCCUGCUGGUGCUGCUGGGCGCCGGAGACAACGUGUACGCGUCGGAGGACGCUAAGAAGACGUACAUAGGACUCGCCAGGGACCUCCGGGGACUCGCCUACGCCUUCAACACAAAAACCACCUACAUGAUGCUCUUUGAUUGGAUCUACCCGGUGUACCUGAAGCUGGUGCUCCGCGGGAUAGAGCUGUGGUACAUGGAGCCCGCAGUGACGACUCCAGCGCUGAAGCUUGCGGCCGAGCUCGCGCAGAACAGGAACCAGCGUCUCCAGUUCGACGUCAGCUCGCCCAACGGCAUCCUGCUCUUCAGGGAGCUCUCCAACAUCAUAUGCGCAUACGGCAGCAGAAUAUUGACCAUCGAUGUGAAUAAAAAACAAAUGUACACGAUGAAGCUGAAGGGUAUAUCGCUCUGUUUCACGAUGCUGAAGGCGGCUCUGUGCGGGAACUACGCCAACUUCGGAGUGUUCAGAUUAUACGGUGACGAAGCGUUAGACAACGCAUUGAACAUGUUCGCCAAAUUACUGUUAAGUAUACCGCAGAGCGAUUUAUUGGACUACCCAAAGCUGUCGCAGACGUACUACGUGCUGCUGGAGCGGCUGGCGCAGGACCACAUGCCGUUCCUGGCGUCGCUGCAGCCCGACGUGACGCUCUACAUCCUCGCCUCCAUCUCCGAGGGACUCACGGCGCUCGAUACCAGCGUGUGUACGGGAUGCUGCGCGACCCUGGACCACAUCGUCACGUACCUAUUCAAGCAGCUCGUACAGAAAUCGAGUAACAAGGUGCCGAACCCGCGCCAUCCGCCGCCCGAGACCAGCAACAUGUUCAUCGAGGUGUUGCAGCGCCGCCCCGAGAUCAUGCAGCAGCUGCUGGCCACGGUGCUGAACGUGGUGAUGUUCGAGGAACGCUGCAACCAGUGGUCCAUGUCGCGGCCGCUGCUGGGGCUGGUGCUGCUCAACGAGGAGCACUUCGGGCGUCUCCGGGCCGAGCUGAUCGCGCAGCAGCCGCGAGAAAAGCAGGCGCAGCUCGCGCACUGGUUCAACGGGCUGAUGCAGGGUAUCGAGAGGAAUCUCCUCUCGAAGAAUCGUGAUAAAUUCACGCAGAACCUCUCCAUGUUCAGGCGGGAUAUAAACGAUUUAUUAAAGGGGAGUUCCGUGACGACGUCAUCGGUGAACGAUAUGAUGACAUCGUAACCGUGACAGAUGUUUGCGCAUGCGUGGUGACCGCGACGAAACGGAUACAGCCUUAGGUAAGGCUUAGCACAAUACUAGUGCACAACAAUUGUGAUGUUAGUGCCGAAAUGUGGUAUUUGAAUUAUUAUUAUGAUGGCUGUACAUUUAUUUACCGUUGCUUUGUUUUUUUUUUAAUAUUUUUAACGCAAAGGUAUUUUUUUUUUUAAUUUAAAUUAGGUAAAAUUAUUAUGUAAUGUAAUCGAAAUUGUAAUGGAUUUUUUUAAAGCAAAUUAUAGAUAAGAAUGUUAUCUUAAGAAUUUAAAUUUAGAAUGAAAUAUUUCGAACUCAAGUCACAGAUUAAUAAGCGUCGAUUUCAUAAGUGUUUUUUUUAAUGCGGCAAAUGGGUUAUUCGAAAUACAAAUACCACAUUUUGUCUGUUUUAUUUGUAUCACUAAUCAAGUUGAUAGCGAAUGUGUUAACGGAAUCAUUUCCAUUCUAUCCCACUAGUGGGCAUUGAGUCUAUGAUAAGUUAUAUCUUGUUUAACGAAAUUGUUUCAAUCUAAAAAAAAGCCGAGUUAGUAAUAACAGGCACAAGGGACAUUUAAGAGUGUUAUACAUAAGAUUAAGAGAUCACAGAGUUAAUGUCUAUGGGCGAUGGUGACCACCUACCACCGGCUUAAAGAACUGGGAUAUUAAAUCACCGUAUUUAUUUUUUAAUCUAUGGUUCAUAGAUAACUUAGCAUAAGAUUAUUAAAAAUAUUAAUAAAAGAUAAAUUUAUGUUUUUACCCUUAAUAUGAAAAGCUACUUAUAUAAAAAAUAUUACACACUAAAAACUCCAAAGGCCGUAUUUAGAAAUCAUUUUUAGAAAUUAUUUAAAUUUAUUAAUUGGUAUAAUUAAAAAUAUUAACUGAAUUUUAUUAAAGAAGCGAACCUCGUCUGAUGUUUGCUUAUUGACAUUGCAAAGUCUUGGGGUUAUAUUAUUCAAAACGAAGGAGUAAAUAUAAACAAACCUUAGAUUUACAUAUUCCACGCGAUUCGCAGAUUCGCACUACGAACAGUUCUCGAUUAAUAUAUCUCUAUAUAUAACACGACACCAUUACACUCAACCACUUAUAUACACUUUAAUUUUACUUCCAAAGCUGUUAUAGAAACUUACUUGCAACUCUCUAACUACUCAGAACGGCAUUUUUUUUUAUAUUCCUUGCUUGACUUUUAUCAUAUUUGUUUCAACAACUCCUAAUAGAUACCGGGUUGUUAGUGUUUCGUGCGACAGAGACAACGCUCUACGAAACCGAAAUUAGCCGAUCGACUCUUUUCAAAGGUCGAUGUGCAAUAUUCAUUGACGGGUAUUAUGGAUUAUUCAAUAUUUCGACCAAUGGUAUCGCGUCAAUUCAAGAUCAAACUUGUUUAUUUGUUUACUCCUCUCGUGGUUUGAAUAAGCUAUUAUUGAGAAACAUUUUACUGGUGGUAGAGCUUUGUGCAAGCUCGUCUGGGUAGGUGCCACCCACUCAUCAGAUAUUCUACCGCAAAACAGCAGUACUCGGUAUUGUUGUGUUACGGUUUGAAGGGUGAGUGAGCCAGUGUAAUUACAGGCACAAGGGAUAUAACAUCUUAGUUCCCAAGGUUGGUGGCGCAUUGGUGAUGUAAGCGAUAGUUAACAUUUCUUACAAUGCCAAUGUCUAAGGGCGUUGGUGACCACUUACCAUAAGGUGGCCCAUAUGCUCGUCCGCCUUCCUUGGCAGGGGCCAGUCCGAUCAAUAUUCGUGUGACAUUAAAAUAUAAAUAAUUUUAUCGAUAUGAAAUAAUUUUAAGCGUAUUAUCCUAAAUGUUGAUAGUCUAAACUGUUUCCGAGUUCAAUGAUAACAGACGAACGAAUAUGUCGAAAGUAAAACUCGAUUUUGUCGCGUUUUUAAUAUGUAUAGUUUACUCAACAGUAUUUGAAUGGAUCGGUGCAGUUGUCUUAUUAAAAAGUAUAGGAAAUUAUAUACAAAUAAAAAUGAUGGAUGGUGUGGGAUAAAGGAGUGUGCCAAGGUGCUUACAAGAAUCGAUGUGAUAAUUCUCACGCACACAUUAACGCACUCACAAUAACUGAAGCCUAUUCCAAGCACACGUGAAAUAAGUUCCUCGAGGGUGCAAUGAGACCGAUGUUUUGCUUAAAAUAUUUUAAUUUAUAUAAACUUAAGACUAUUCGACAAUUGUGCAAUGUUCUUCCUGUCCUUAUCCCUCUACUUGGGGACGGCACCACAUGCAUUUUCCUUCCACUUCUCUCUGUCACUCGUCAUCAUCAUCAUCAUCAUCACUGAUGAUAUGUCACUCGUCAUCUCAUCACUUACCACUUUCAUACAAAUAUCCUUUCUUACGCAAUCCAUCCACACUUUCUUCGGCCUCCCCCUUCCCCUAUAUCCAUCAACAUUCAUACUCAUCAUCCUUCUAGUAACAUGCUUUUCAUCCUUGACUACAUGCAAUGUUAGUUACAAAAGUGAAUUAUAAUUUUACCAAAUUUAAUAAUAAUGCCCAAAGUAUUAUUAUUAUAUGGUUCGAUUAUACGAUGGAACGCAGCUUGCUGUGAUGGUGGUUUCCUCGGUACCACUGAGGUUAUACGGUUGCGUGGUACAAAUGGUGAACACAUAACAAGUGCAGUUAACCCAAAUAAACAACUUUGCCACCGAAUUGGUCAUCGGUCGAAAUCUUGAAUAAUCUAUGAUAUUCACUAUGGUUUCGCGAAAAAAUGGCGUUUUCAAUUCGUAAUCGGAUUUUCGAAAGUUAAAUUAAUGUGAUUAUAACUAGUUAAGUGGAAUUGUGUUGUAUUAUAAAUAAUGGUAAAAUAAUCAAGAACUGUUUAUAGUUCGUAAUACAGCAGACCAAUUAGCAAAUCGCAUGCAAUUUAUAAAUCAAUGGUUUGUUUAACUUUACUCUUCCGAUUGGAAUAGGGUUUACUGAUCUUACGCUGACAUCUGACGCUCGAAGUCUCAGUUAUACGGGGGAUACCCCUCCCGUGUAGCGGGCCCUGAAAUGUUUACACACACAUAUAUAUAUAUAUAACGUGAAAAUGCACAUUUCCUUAUAUGGGUUCUUUUUACAAAGUAGGCAAACACUAAAGAAGUGUUUUUGAAAAAUGAGCUACAGAAAUUUGUUUCUAAUGGAUUCUGAUUUAUGACGCAAGCGAAGCCGCGGGUUAAAGGUCUAGUUCAUAGUAUGAUAAUAAAAUUACAGAUACGAAAAAAAUUCAAUCGUUUUAAAUCUUCGUGUUAUUAUAAAUUCAAUGUUUUGUGUUAUUUCAUAUUGUAUAUAGUAUGGCAAGUUAAUAAAGUUUUAGAGAAUCGUUCAAAAUAUUUAGAAGAAAUAAAGUUAAGUCACAUACAUACAUACAUACGUAACGUGUGAUUGAAACGAUUGUGUCGUUGAAUAAUUCCGAUGUUCAAUUUCUUUUUAGUUUGUUGACGCAAGUCAAAUUGCUUUCGCGCCAUUAUAUCUUUUGACAGCGAGACAAAUAGUUUUCGCGCCAUAUUUUUAUCUUUUGACAGCUAAUCUGUCAUUUUUUGACAGCAAGUAAAAUACUUAAAAACUUUUAAUGUCGAUAAUUUUUUUGUAUGUCGAUUGGUGUGUUGUAUUUAUGAUUUUUGUGAGUUCUAUUAUGACAUAUGUACUUUAAGUUAAAUUGAGUAUAAAAUUUAUUUGUUUUUUUUUUUUAAGUAAAUGUAAUAUAAUGCCAGCAUCUCUAAUUUUUUUUUUACAAGAUUAUCUCUUUAAGGUGACAAGGUUUUUUUCGUAUGACGUACAGUAGGGUGUCCAUAAAUUAUUUUAGAUGACCGGACACCGAACUUUUUUUUUUCUAUUUGCUAUUUGAAAUAGGUAGGCAUACUGGUAAAAUGGCCAACUGAUGGUAAGUUUACAACCGGCCAAAGAUAUUGGCGCUGUGAGAAAUAUUAACCACCCCUUACGUCAAUGUACCACCAACCUCGAUAGCUAAGAUGUUAUGUCCCUUAUGCCUGUUACACUGGCUCACUCUUCCUUUAAACCGGAAUACAACAAUACAAAUUGUUUGCCGGUGGAUAUGUGGUAAGUGAGUCAUCAUCAUAUCCAGCCCACAUUCACUGCUAGACAGGCCCCCUCACAGGCGCGCGUAAGUAAGUACUAAACAUUAAUUAAAUCUUAUAUUUCCUCAUUAAUUUACAUUUUCUUGAGCUCAAUAUAAUCUUGUUCGAAUUAGUGGGACUCUACUGUAUAUCCGCAUAAGGAAUUGAAUAAUUUAUUUAUUUUCCUAUACUUUACCUUGAGACCUUUAAACGGAAAUGUUACAAGGUCAGCAGUACAGUUCAUUAAGAACUGACUUCGUCACUCGUGAAAUGUGACAACCGACACACGUUGAUACGCUAUUUUGACGCGUUUACCAUUUAAAUAUUAUAAUUAUUGGAGUCAAUGUCGCAAAUCACUUGAGUUGAAUUUGUUCCUUGAGAGUAAUUACAGAUUGGAAAUACUUUAUUAAAUAGCAGUGAUGUCCUUUUCUAGAAUGAUCGCUCUGGACGGCGGGACUCGGGCGUUCAUUUAUGUAUUCAUGACGUCAUUCAUCCAAGUUAAGUUUUAGAAUUUGAUAUUUUUGUAUUAGUUUUAAUAAAAACAAGUAUUUUGUAUCUUUGUGAUCGUUUUAAAAAAGAAAAAUAAAUGAGGUUUUAAGCAUAUUUAUGCUUUUAAGUAGCUAUCCAAAGGCGCGAUAUUUUAAAUUUCAUCCCUGCUGUUUAGUAACAUUGACCAACUUAUGUAUAAUUAAAAUGUUAAAGCUUUUUUUUAAUUUAUAUAAUAUAUUCCAAUAGCAAGAGGAGUAAAGAUAAACAAAACUUAGAUUUACAUAUUCAUCGCUCAUUCGCUAACAGCUCUCCUUUAUUGUACACUACGAACAGUUCUCGAUUAAUAUAUCUCUAUAUACAACACGACACUGUUACACUCAACUACGAAUAUACACUUUUAAUUUACUUCCAUAGUCCCGAUAUCUAUUUCGAUAUUCGAAACGCAUUUUUUUUUUAUGAAUUCAUAACGAAUACCACAGAUUAUAUUCGACCAGUGACGUCACGUCAAUUCACGGUCGAGGUUGUUUAUCUUUACUGCCAUUGGAAUUGAGUGUAUGAAAUUUUCGACGUCAUAUUCAUCCCAGGGCCGUUGAGUCAGUGUGAAUAUAGUCAGUCAAUCAGUGAGUCAGUCGACACUGAGAGUAUGAUAGUUUUAAAAUGUUGUUUAUAAUUUAAGUUUGAUCGGUUUCCUAUAAUGUUAUUUUGUACGAACGAGCGAUGUUGUAUAUAGUUAAAUAAAUUGUGAUUUGUACAAAGACA